GCUAAACGGAGCGGGAAAUUUGGAUUCGAAUUUGGAUUUCUUCAGUGAUGACCGACCGAACUUCCGAAGGAGGCAGUCGAAACAAGAGGCACUGCCUUACAGCUGGAAAUUAAGGCAAAAAAAUAGUAUUUAAUAUCGGAAAAUAUACCAAAAAUCGAGGCAAAUAUCUAUAACUAGUGUUCGUCGGUUUUUUCCGACCGAAAGCCGUCGGAAAACUUAUGUUAUAUAAGUUUAUUUUGUGGACCAUAUCUCAUUUCGUGACUUCUAUUCCUCUUCACUCCAGCGGCGGCACCUCUUUUUAGGGUUUCUUCUCUCUUUGAGCUAAGAUGGAGCUUGAACAUCGUAGAUGGAUGUAUAAUAGGUGUUAUCGUGAUCAGCGGGAGUUAAGAGAGGAAUUUAUAGAAGGGGUUGCAGGAUUUAUUGCUCGGGGGAAAACACUUUAUGAAUUCCUCACUGGAGGGAUGAUUAGGUGCCCUUGUGUGAAAUGCAAAUGUGAGAAGUUUUUGAAACCUAAGGACAUUAAAGAUCAUCUUUAUAAGAAGGGGUUUAUGAAAAAUUAUUAUGUGUGGAUUUUUCAUGGAGAAAUUGAUACCAAUGCCCGUGUUUUCGAUUUUCAAAAAUUUUCUAGGGGUGAGAGUAGUCCACUGGUGGAGAAGAACUUUGAAAAUUCUCGAUUCAAUAAAAUGGUUAAGGAUGCUUCUGGGAUGUUCUCAGGUGUUCAAUCCCAACCAAGUGUUCAGCAUUCUCCCAAUGAUGAGGCUAAGCGCUUCUAUGAACACUUAGAGGAAGCUAGUCAUCCACUCUAUGAAGGCUCAAUGCAUUCUAAGUUGUCUGUUGCACAUGGAUUACUUUUUAUUAAAUCGCAUUGGAAUGUUUCGGUAGCGGCCAUGGACUAUAUCAUUGGGCUUAUGAAUGAACUUGAUCCGAAUAAAAUUGACUUACCCAAUAAUUACUAUACGACAAAGAAAUUGGUUCCCAAACGUGGAGAGGUUGGAGCAUUGGAUGGUCUUCAGAGGUUGAUUAUCGCUCCCGAUGGGACUAAUGGGUUUUUUCCCAACACGCUAUCUACGAGGGCGGUUAUGGAUUGUUUUAUAGCAUUUUAUCGUCACGCUUGGGAAACCUGGAGAGAAAUACCUUACAUUGUCAGAGACCAUAUGUGGAAUUACUUUAAGGUGAAGUGUUCAUGGUAUGCCCAACAUGAUCAUCAAAUAAGUUGUAAUUUCGAGAAGAAAGUUGCUGAUAUGCUUAAAGAUACCUUGAGGACUGCUCAGAGAAAGCGUCAGAAGCCCACCUGGAUGUUAGAAGAUAUAUGGACUAGACUCAAUGAGAAGCGGGACAUUGCAGAAUUUCAGAAGAAGAGCACCAAAGGAAAGGCCGCCCGUGCCUCCAAGAAGGGCUCGUUGCACAACGGCGGUUCAGAAAAGUUAAAAGGGAGAACUAUGAAUGAUGAGGUCUUUGAGGAGACACAUGUGAAAAAGAAAAAAGAUGGUACAAGAAGUUUGGUCAAGCCACAUGCUGAGGGGACAUAUGAUGGACAUACAAAAGGUUUGGAUGAAUGGCGUCAAAGCCAGCCCGUUGGAGGUAGCUCAACCCAGCCAUCAUCCGAUGAUGUUGCUUCAAGAUUGUCUGGUGCUUCUUCUAGUUCUUCGCAGAAUGAGGAAGAGAUAGAUUCAUUGCGGAGACAAAUACAAGAGACGUCGGAAAAGCACGAAGCAAAUAGUUUAAAACUUGAUAGACUGGAGGAUUUAAUGCAUAAACUCAUGGAUAGUCGUCGAUCUGAUCCACAGUCUGACUCUGAUAACGAGAAUUAGUUUGUUCCAGUUGUGAUGUUUGAAGCAUUUACUUGUUUGAUUUUGUUGUGAUGUUACUUGAAUGGUGUUUGAAUGUUUAGGCUUGUAUUUUGGAUGUUUUAAUUACAACGUUUAUGUUGAAUACUUUAGUUGUUGGAAUUUUAAGGGUUUGAUUGGUUGGAAUUGGUGGAUUGACGGCUUGGAAUUGGUGGAUUGAUUGUUUGGU
Messenger RNA from Nicotiana attenuata, 2016 nucleotides. RefSeq lists its product as uncharacterized. NCBI's taxonomy places the organism in Eukaryota, Viridiplantae, Streptophyta, Magnoliopsida, Solanales, Solanaceae. The transcript is spliced from 6 exons. Bases 327 to 1811 code for a protein of 494 amino acids. The record is from RefSeq and is a predicted model, not a curated record.